Etheostoma spectabile (orangethroat darter) is the source of this 1113-nucleotide messenger RNA. RefSeq names its product olfactory receptor 2AT4-like. The record is from RefSeq and is a predicted model, not a curated record. Gene Ontology annotation, biological process: G protein-coupled receptor signaling pathway. Lineage: Eukaryota; Metazoa; Chordata; Actinopteri; Perciformes; Percidae. Gene Ontology annotation, molecular function: olfactory receptor activity; G protein-coupled receptor activity. Gene Ontology annotation, cellular component: plasma membrane. The transcript has a single exon. Bases 126 to 1076 code for a protein of 316 amino acids.
GUAAAUUACAUGUCAUUUGUAGCCUUUUUAGAUAUAUAAUGUACAAUAUGACAUGAUUUCUCUGUUCUUUAGACUGGAGAGUUUUUAAGCAGUGGUCGUCUUCCAACAGCCUGUGGAGUUCAACUAUGUCUUCUCUCAAGACUGUUUUAAAUGACUCUCUCAUUAUUCAUCCUCCGGGCUUCUAUAUCAUUGGAUUUGAAACAUUUCCCUUUAUCAGUGUCUACUUCAUCUUUCUAGCAUUUGUUUAUGUGGUUACAGUGUUGUCCAAUAGUUUGGUGAUCUAUGUAAUUGCCUUUAAUCAUUGUUUACACACUCCAAAAUUUCUGGCUGUCGUUAACCUGGCAGUAGUUGAUGUAAUCCUAAACACAUGCACAAUUCCUAGCAUGCUAAAGAUAUUCCUUGUUAAGGAUAACUUUAUUCCAUUCAACCUCUGUCUGUUACAAAUGUUUGUCUACUAUGCUAUAGUAUCUAUGGAGUCAUGUGCACUUGCUAUACUUGCCUAUGACAGGUUAAUUGCAAUAUGUUUCCCUCUGCGUCACAACUCGAUCAACACACUGCGGAGCAUGUCUUGUAUUGUUGGCCUGACUUGGUCUUUUGCUCUGGGAGUUAUCACAAUUUCAACAUCUAUAAUGACUCGACUGUCUUUUUGCAAUUCUGUCAGAGUGUUCAGCUAUUUCUGUGACUAUGCACCUGUGUUUAGACUCGCUUGUAAUGAUUACACAAUGCAGUGGUAUGUAGCUUCUUUUCUCUCGGUUUUUCUCCUUGGAGGACCCUUUACUUUUAUUCUUCUGUCUUAUGUCAGCAUCCUGGUAACCGUGUUUAAGAUGAAAUCUUUAGACAGUCGGGUGAAAGCUUUGGCCACUUGUGUUGAGCAUAUCAUCCUGGUUGCUGUAUUUUACAUUCCUCUCUUUGUCAUUUUUACCAUCGGAUUUUAUCUGCGUCAGAUUGACCCAGACCAGCGUGUGCUGAGCCUGUCGCUGGCCUCUUGCAUCCCACCUUGCAUCAAUCCUAUUGUAUAUUCUUUGAAAACCAAAGAGAUCAAAAUCAGAGCCCUUGCAAUGUUAAGAAAAAUAUGAUUUGCCUCUGAGGGUGGUUUGUGUAAAAGGUUAAAAA